Dacryopinax primogenitus is the source of this 3477-nucleotide messenger RNA. Its product is annotated as insulin-degrading enzyme. The record is from RefSeq and is a predicted model, not a curated record. The coding region runs from base 100 to 3405 and encodes 1101 amino acids. The transcript is spliced from 6 exons. NCBI's taxonomy places the organism in Eukaryota, Fungi, Basidiomycota, Dacrymycetes, Dacrymycetales, Dacrymycetaceae. Gene Ontology annotation, cellular component: cytosol; mitochondrion. Gene Ontology annotation, biological process: peptide catabolic process. Gene Ontology annotation, molecular function: metal ion binding; metalloendopeptidase activity.
GGCAUGCUUUCUUCUCUCACAACGACGGCCAUCUCACACAGCUGUAGGACGAUUAGACGUCUCCCACUCCGUUCCCUUACCCGUCCUCGCAUACACAAAAUGGAGAAUAUGAGCAACUCGUUCACCUUCGCCACCCACGCCCCGUCCACCGCCUCAGGGCUAUCAUACCUCCCAGUCCCAGCAGACGGCUUCGUCCCCUCCCCACUGCCCAACACAUCCCACUCCGUCUUCCCCCUGCCGCAGGAGACACCCGCGAGGGACAAGAACGAAUACCGACUCCUGCGACUGGGAAACGGACUACAGGUCUUGCUCAUCCGGGAUGCGGAGACGGACAGGGCCGGGGCGGCGAUGGAUAUCGGUGUGGGGCACUUGGAUGACCCAUGGGACGUCCCUGGUUGUGCGCACUUUUGUGAACAUCUGAGCUUUAUGGGUACGAAGCAGUUCCCGAAGGAAAACGAUUACCAGGAGUUUAUACAGACCAAUGGAGGUGGGACGAACGCAUUCACCGCAACGAGCAACACAAACUACUAUUUCCACAUCAACGCUUCCCAGCUCUUCCCCGCACUAGAACGUUUCGCCCCUUUCUUCCACUCCCCGCUCUUCUCCAAGUCCGCCACGCUCAAAGAGCUCCAAGCAGUAGACAGCGAGCACAAAAAGAACCUGCAAUCCGAUUCCUGGCGACUCUUCCAGCUGUCAAAGUCCCUCGCUCGGCCAGGUCACGUAUGGACAAAGUUCGGCUCAGGGAACGCCCUCAGCCUAGGAGCCGCAGAGGACGAAGGCCUCCUCGCGAGGGAGAAGCUUAUCAAGUGGUGGGAACAGAGUUAUGCUGCUGAGCGUAUGGGCCUCUGCGUCUACGGGAAAGACAGCUUAGACGAUAUGGAGCGGCACGUCGCUGCGCUCUUCUCCCCCGUCCCUAACCGCGGACUAGACGGACUCCCGCUGUACGCUGAGCCCGCCUACGGCCCAGACCAGAUGGGCACCCUCGUCUGCGCGAAGACGGUCAUGGAUUUCCGCAAUUUGGACAUCUCGUGGUGCAUUCCCUGGCAAGGCAAGAACUACACCGUCAAGCCGGCAGAAUUUGUGAGCCAUUUCCUCGGGCAUGAGGGGCAGGGAAGCCUCUUUGCAUACUUGAAGAAGCGGGGGUGGGCGCUCGGGCUCAGCGCGGGGAAGAGCGCUGCUGGUAGGGGUUUCAUGUUCUUCAAGGUACAGGUGCAGCUUACGAAGGAGGGAUUCGAGAACUACGAAGACGUCCUCGUCGCUGUGCACAAGUACAUCAGCCUGCUGCGCGCGUCGCUCUUCCCGGCUUGGAUACAAGAAGAGCUCAUCCAGAUCAGCAAGAUCAACUUCGACUUCCUCGAAAAGCAGCCUGCAGAACGAGUAGCUUCCUUCCUAGCUGCGGAGAUCACCAAGCCCUAUCCACGGGACCGGCUGCUGUCAACCCACGCGCUCCCGAGAGAGUGGGAUGAGCUCCAAGUACGGGAGGUGCUUGGCUCCCUCACGCCGAGAGAGAGCAGCAUCAUGCUCGUCUCUCCCGACAUGCCUGAAGAGCGACUCGGCAACAGGGAGAAAUGGUAUGGGACGGAAUACGGUGUCCACCGGCUCUCGGACGAGUUCUGGGCCCGCACGGAACAGGAUAACGACCUCCCCGAUCUGUACCUGCCGGACAAAAAUGCCUUCAUCCCCCAAGACCUUGCUGUCUUGCUCUCCUCUCCCGUCCCAAAGCCAGCACAGAAGCCCAGCCUGAUCUACUCUUCCCCGACCGCCCAGGUCUGGCACAAACAGGACGACCAGUUCCUCGUCCCCAAAGCGAGCGUGAACCUCGACCUCCGUUCACCGGUGUGCAACGUCACCCCCCGCCAGGGGCUGAAGACCCGCAUGUUUGGCGAACUCGUCCGCGACGCGCUCAACGAGUACUCGUAUGUUGCCGGCCUUGCAGGCCUCUACUGCGGCGCGGGAGGACACGCGGAUUCGUUCGAGAUCCACGUCGAUGGGUAUAGCGACAAGCUCCCCGUGCUCCUGCAGACGGUGAUAGAUCGUAUCAAGGGUCUGGAGAUGGAACAAGAGAGAUUCGACGUCCUCCGCCAGGAUCUGAGAGAGUCGUAUGCGAAUUUCGAGAGGGAUCAGCCGUAUGCUCAGGCGGACUGGUGGCUCUCCCAUGUGCUGAAGGAUAGGCUUUGGACGCAUGAUGUCAAGCUUCAGGAGCUGGAAGCGCUCACUCUGGAGGAGGUGAGAGCGCAUGCAAAGGACUUGCUGUCGAGGAUGAACAUGGAUGUGUUGAUCAUGGGUAAUGUUACUGAGGAGGCGGCGUUGGAGAUGGCUAAGAAGAUAGAGACCACGCUUGCCCCUAGACCGUUGACGGCUGUGGAGAAGAUGAAGGACAGGGCGUACUUGUUGCCGCAUCCAUCGAACCAUGUUCUCAAGAGGGAUGUGCCCCUUGCAGACGACUUCAAUAGCUCCCUCGCCUACUACGUCCAGAUCGACGGAGAGUACGGCGACGUGCGCAAGCGCGCUCUUCUACACCUCUUCGCGCACAUCAUCCACGAGCCUUGCUUCACCGAGCUCCGCACCAAGGAGCAGCUAGGGUACAUCGUCUUCUCCCAGCCGUAUCCUCUCUCUGCCACACUGGGCCUGCGGAUCGCCAUUCAGAGCGAGCGGGAUCCUAUCUACCUCGAGAGCCGCGUUGAGGCGUUCUUCGACUUUGUUAAGAAGCAUCUAGACGAUAUGUCCCAGGAGGAGUUUGACAAGCUCCGGGACGGACUGAACGAGAGGAGUUUGCAGAAGCUCAAGAACCUCGGCGAAGAGUCGAAUCGGUUCUAUAGGAGCAUCCAUAAUGGAUACAUGGACUUUAUGCGGCGCUUCAUCGAGGCAGAGGAGACAAGCAAGUUGACUAAGCAGGACGUGAUCGAUUUCUUCAUGGAACACGUACACCAAUCAUCCCCCACACGUGCGAAGCUCUCGGUACACAUGCGCUCCCGUCAUGCUAACAAAAGCGGCGCGGCACCCGCCAGAUUCACCAUGGACGCUGCGAAAGCGCUCCUCCCAACUCUGAAGGAGUACAAACUCCCUAUCGAAGAAGACCAGUACUUUGCUCUCUCUGCGCCUGAGCCUCCGCUUGCUGCCGUGACCGAGUUCAUGCAGGGCUUCCUUGCCAGCAUUCAAUUGCACGAGGAUGAAGUUCAUAAGGUUAUGGCUGCUCUGGAGCAAGCCGCCAAGGAUCAUCCGGCGAAAUCUGUCGAAGGAGAGGCCGAAUUCAAGCUGUCCCCUAGCGCGGUCAUCAUUGAUGACGUUCCUACAUUCCAGGCUGGACUGGUGCUGUGCAAGGCUGCAGUACCGGUGCCUCAGAUCGACCUGGACACCAACGUUGUGACGAAUGGGAUCCAGAACGGAAAGCCGUCCAAGCUUUAGCGUUAGAUGGUAUAGAUGGUAUCUGUUUGUGUGACCAAUGUACUGUAGAUCUGCAAGGACUAUUGCCUUUGU